Messenger RNA from Rotaria sordida, 1221 nucleotides. Lineage: Eukaryota; Metazoa; Rotifera; Eurotatoria; Philodinida; Philodinidae. The record is from the annotation of a GenBank genome assembly.
AUGAUUCGUACAACAUACUCAUUACUUUUACUUUCUUUUGUUAUUGCUAUCGUUUAUUCAACAGAUUAUUUUGUUGAAAAAUUUGAAGAUGAAAGUUAUACAAAACGAUGGGUACAAUCAGCAGCAAAAUCAGAUUUAGGUGAAUUUAAAUUAUCACAUGGUAAAUUUUAUGGUGAUGCUAAAAAAGAUCUUGGUCUUCAAACAUCACAAGAUGCACGUUUUUAUGCUAUGUCUGCUAAAUUUGAUUCAUUUUCAAAUGAAGGAAAAACUCUUGUUGUUCAAUUUACUGUAAAACAUGAACAAAAAAUUGAUUGUGGUGGUGGUUAUGUCAAAGUUUAUCCAGCAGAUACGAAUCAAAAAGAUAUUACUGGUGAUUCACCAUAUCAUAUUAUGUUUGGUCCUGAUAUUUGUGGUUAUGAUAAAAAGAAAGUUCAUGUUAUUUUUACAUAUAAAGGCAAAAAUUUAUUAAUUAAAAAAGAUAUUAAAUGUAAAGAUGAUGAAUUCACACAUCUUUAUACAUUAAUUCUUAAUUCUGAUAAUACAUAUGAAGUUCGUAUUGAUAAUGAAAAAGUUGAAAGUGGUAAACUUGAAGAAGAUUGGGAUUUUACUGUACCAAAACGAAUUCCUGAUCCAAAUGCUAAAAAACCAUCAGAUUGGGUUGAUGAAGAAAAAAUUGAUGAUUCAGCUGAUAAAAAACCAGAAGAUUGGGAUAAACCAGAACAUAUUCCUGAUCCUGAUGCUAAAAAACCAGAAGAUUGGGAUGAUGAAAUUGAUGGAACAUGGGAACCACCAAUGAUUGAUAAUCCCGCAUAUAAAGGUGUAUGGAAAGCUCGUCAAAUAGAUAAUCCAGCUUAUAAAGGUCAAUGGGUUCAUCCAGAAAUUGAUAAUCCUGAUUAUGUUGAAGAUCAAAAUCUUUAUUUAUAUAAGGAUAUAUCAGUAAUUGGUUUUGAUUUAUGGCAAGUUAAAUCUGGUACUAUCUUUGAUAAUAUUAUUAUCACAGAUAGUGUUAAACGUGCUGAAGAAUUUGGUAAUGAAACAUGGGGUAAAACAAAAGAUGCUGAAAAAAAAAUGAAAGAUUCACAAGAUGAAGUUGAAAGAAAGAAAGAAGAAGAAGAACGAAAAAAACGUGAAGCUGAAGAUAAAAGUAAAACACCAGGCGAUGAUGAUGAUACAGAUACCGAACAUGGUAAAUCAACUCAUGUACAUGAUGAUGAAUUAUAA